AUGCCCACGAAGCAUCUGCUUUCGCUCAGUGGCCAUUUGCGCCGUGAGUUCACGGCUGCAAACUCUCUUAUCAGAACAGCGCGAUUCUGGAGCGGGAUCGCCAAGGUGGUCCUUGCUUUGGGCUUGUCGAGAUGGCUGCGAUCAUUGCUGCGCCAUUUCUGGUGGCAUCGUGGUAUGUUCGUGAUGCUGCGAGCAUCCACUUUGGUCAAUCUUCGCCGAAUGUGGGGCAAUCGCCAAAGAUACCACGUCAUGCUGUACGAACACGAAGAGCUUGAAGAGGAGUAUGCGGUUUGGUGGCCAGAGAGAGCUUCCGAGCCAGCUUCUCCGCAGAGGCUUUGGAUCUUGGUUCCAGGCGGAAUGAGUGAUGGGGACUCCGUUGCAGGAUACUUCGAUGAGCUUCUUCAAAGCGGUGUCGUCGACAAAGCCAACGAAGACUGGUGCCUGUUUCACAAUGCUGGCACAGGCGGAGCCGAAUGGCGAAAGCAGACCUACGUGGGCCUGUCUGAUCCGGCAUUCCUAUUGGACUACCUCCAGCGCCUGGGAGCGUACCGCCGCGAUGAGCACACGAAGCACGAGUGUCCUUACAGAGAGAUUGUCAUUCUGGGCUUCUCCGUCGGUGGCAUGCUGACCUUAGCCACGGCCGACAAGAUCUUCAAUGCAAAAGUCUACCAUGCAAAACCGCCAGCUCCGCAGGAGGCGCUGCAGAAGCCGACUCUUCUCGCGGGACGAGCGCAACCAGCCAGCUUGUCCAAGGACGGGCACUGCUCCGUCAAAGACGGACAGCAGUGGAGCAGUGGAGAACGGGUUGCGAGACGCUGCACAAAGGAAGUGCAUCCUUGUCGCCUCAGAUUCGUUUCCGUGCACAGCCCCGACCACUUGCGAAACACGUUCGAAGCGAUGACAAAGUGGUCUUGGUUCGCUCGCUUGGAUAUUCCCCUGGCGCUGCAUUUCUGGGCAGUCAACUUGCGAAAUCGCUUGAUCUUCAAGUGUCCCGAAG
This is a messenger RNA of Symbiodinium sp. CCMP2592, 997 nucleotides long. NCBI's taxonomy places the organism in Eukaryota, Dinophyceae, Suessiales, Symbiodiniaceae. The record is from the annotation of a GenBank genome assembly.